Molecule: messenger RNA, 3125 nt
Organism: Perognathus longimembris pacificus (Pacific pocket mouse)
Lineage: Eukaryota; Metazoa; Chordata; Mammalia; Rodentia; Heteromyidae
Gene: Armc5
Product: armadillo repeat containing 5
Exons: 6
Coding region: 22-2919 (965 amino acids)
Biological process (GO): anatomical structure morphogenesis
Cellular component (GO): cytosol
Molecular function (GO): protein binding
Source: RefSeq, a predicted model, not a curated record
GAGCCGGAGGCCCGAGCCAAGAUGGCGGCGGCGAAACCAACCCUCACCGACUCGCUCUCGUUCUGCCUCGCGCAGCUCACAGCGGCCGCCGGGGAGGGUCCGAGUCGGGGCAAGGACUCCACUACCAACGAGACGCCCCUGGGCCGCGCGCUCCUAGCUCUUCGCACGCGCCACAUCAAGGCAGCCGGGGGAAUCGAGCGCUUCCGGACGCGCGGCGGGCUCCGCCCACUUCUUGCGCUGCUACGGCGAGCGGCGGCAGCGGACCACGCCCUGUCCCCGGCAGAACCCGGCUCCGCCCCUUCGCCGACGGCGGCCGACGUUCCUGCCGGUCCCGCCCCUUCCUCUGACCCCGCCCACUCCGCUACGUCCUCGUCGACGCCCUCGCCGCCAGUGCGCCUGCGCAAGACUCUGGAUUUGGCGCUCAGCAUCCUAGCCAACUGCUGCACGGAAGGGGCGUGCCGAGCUGAAGUGCGCAGGCUCGGAGGCAUUCUCCCUUUGGUGACCAUUCUUCAGUGCGUGAAGACAGACAGCAUCCAGAAUCGAACCGCUCGUGCCCUGGGGAACUUAGCCAUGGAACCGGAGAGCUGCGGGGACAUCCACUCUGCUGGUGCUGUUCCCUUACUCGUUGAGAGUCUGACAGCCUGCCAGGACUCACAGUGCCUGCAGAGUGUGGUGCGUGCCCUCCGCAACCUGGCAGACUCACCCCAGCACCGCCUGGCCCUGGCACAGCAAGGAGCCAUCCGCCCACUGGCUGAACUCCUGGCUGCCGCUCCAGAUCCUGCCCUGACCUGGGGCCUGGUCCGUGCCCUCCUGGAACUCAGCCGAGGUUGUUCUCGGGCCUGUGCUGAGCAGCUCAGUCUGGGUGGGGGACUGAGUCCCCUUGUCAGCCUGGCUUCUCAUCCCAAACGGGCAAUACGUGAGGCAGCCAUCCUGAUCCUCGCCAAUCUGUGUGCCCAGGGCCUGGUACGGCCUGCUUUGGGCAAUGCCGGUGGUGUAGAGGUGUUACUUGGUGAACUCCGGCGGCGCCGGAGCCCUGCUGGGGCCAGCCCAGCUUCCCAGCAGCCUUUGGUGCGGGCUGUAUGUCUCCUGUGUCGGGAAGCCAUCAACCGAGCCCGGCUGCGGGAUGCUGGUGGUUUAGAGCUGCUGAUGGGGCUGCUGCGGGACCCUCGUGCCAGUGCCUGGCAUCCACGCGUUGUGGCUGCCCUUGUGGGCUUCCUUUAUGACACUGGGGCCCUAGGCAGGCUGCAGGCUCUGGGACUUGUACCUCUUCUGGCUGGACAGCUGUGUGGUGAGGGUGGAGAUGAGGAAGAAGAAGGGAGAGAAGCUGCUUCCUGGGACUUUCCUGAGGAACGGACCCCUGAGCCCGCAGAGGCCGGAAGCUUCCGCAGCCUCAGGUCCUGGUUGAUUUCUGAGGGCUACACCUCGGGGUCCGGUGACAUCUCUCCUGACUGGUCUCCAGAGCACUGUACACUGUCGGAGGCCCGGGAGUCCCUCAGUCCCACCCCUAGCCCAGCCUCAAACUCAGCGUGCACGCCCCGCACCCUGCGUACACCACGCACCCUGCGCACGCCGGGCCGCAGCCCUGUGGCCGCAGCCGAGGAGCCUUGGGGCCGAGAGGGGCCAGCACUGCUGCUGCUGUCACGCUUCUCCCAGGCUCCAGACCCGAGUGGAGCACUAGUGACUGGGCCGGCAUUAUGUGGCCUACUGGCUUACGUGACAGGUGCACCGGGCCCACCGAGCCCGCGUGCACUGCGCAUCCUGGCUCGUCUGACCUGCAACCCGGCCUGCUUGGAGGCCUUUGUGCGCAGCUAUGGUGCGGCGCUGCUGCGUGCCUGGCUUGUGCUGGGUGUGGCACCAGAUGACUGGCCUUCUCCCCGUUCCCGGAAUGUGCGCCGAAGCCAGCACCGAGAACUAGGUGAGAUGCUGCUGCAGAACCUGACCGUACAGGCCGAGUCGCCCUUCGGGGUCGGCGCCCUUACCCACUUGUUGCUGUCUGGGAGCCCCGAGGACCGAGUCGCCUGUGCACUGACUCUGCCCUUCAUCUGUCGGAAACCUGCUCUGUGGCGCCGGCUCCUUCUGGACCAGGGGGGCCUCCGCCUCCUACUCAUGGCCCUCACUCGGCCAGCCCCGCACCCGCUUUUCCUCUUCUUUGCUGCAGACUCCCUCUCCUGCCUGCAAGGCCUGGUGUCUCCCGUGAUGAGCCCCAUCUCGAGCCCCGUCUCUCCCCCUACAGUCGCCUUGGACCCGGAUCCGUCCUCCCCUUGCCACUAUAAGCCUCUGUUGGGCCCAGCCCCCGACCCGGGCCCUGACCUGCAUUUCCUCCUGGACUCCGGCCUGCGGCUCCCUGCUCAGCGCGCUGCCUCAUCCGCAGCCUCCCCUUUCUUCCGAGCCCUGCUAUCUGGCAGUUUUGCCGAAGCCCAGAUGGACCUGGUGCCGCUGCGAGGCCUGUCUCCUGGUGCAGCCUGGCCUGUCCUGCAUCAUUUGCAUGGCUGCCGGGGCUGUGGGGCCGCCAUGGGGCCCGUGCCCCCGCCUGGCCAGCCUCUGUUGGGCUCAGAGGCUGAGGAGGCCCUUGAGGCUGCUGGCCGUUUCCUGCUGCCUGGGCUGGAGUUGGAGCUGGAAGAGGCGGUUGGCCGCAUCCAUCUAGGUCCCCAGAGUGACCCAGAGUCAGUGGGUGAGGUGUUCCGCCUGGGCCGACCCCGGCUGGCAGCCCACUGUGUGCGCUGGACCCUGGGGCCAGGGCAGUGUCCCAGGAAACGUGGCCUGGCCCUUGUGGGGCUGGUGGAGGCGGUGGGUGAAGAGGCUGGGCCUCUAACUGAGGCUUUGCUGGCUGUGGUGAUGGGGACUGAGUCAGGGGGCAAUGGUCCCACCCUCGAUUGUCAGUGUUCCCCGGAAGAGGGCCCCAGGACAGGCUGGGUAUGAACCCAUUCAGAAGCCGCUCGGCUCGGAUGUCACCUUCAAGGAAUGAAAAGAGACAGAACUGGAUCCCAGGGUGAUGGUCUGAAGACUUACUACUGCAAUGUCAAGGCCAGGGUCUGGGCAUGGGGCAGUGGAGAGGAACAGCCCCAGGCUCCGGGUUCCUGGCCUAGCCCAGCUCUGUGGAAUUGAAAUUAAAACCUUUGGAGUUG